This is a messenger RNA of Chlamydomonas reinhardtii, 675 nucleotides long. RefSeq lists its product as uncharacterized. NCBI's taxonomy places the organism in Eukaryota, Viridiplantae, Chlorophyta, Chlorophyceae, Chlamydomonadales, Chlamydomonadaceae. The coding region runs from base 100 to 426 and encodes 108 amino acids. The transcript is spliced from 3 exons. The record is from RefSeq and is a predicted model, not a curated record.
CGUACACCCGUGCGCUCCUGUUGCAUCGCAGUCGGCUUCCCGCGCAACUGUCAGCUCCCACCCGUACAGCUACCCAGCUCGCGCCAACGACCCGUGUUCAUGCCCCUGGCUCGGCAGCUUCCCAGCCGGCCCGCCGUACAACUGCCAUCAGCUCCCACUCGCCGCAACUACCGACACCCAACCGCAGCUCCUACCUGCUACAACUGCGGGUGUCAGGAGAUGGCCAUCAAGCGGCUUGGGGGGCUGAAGGAGGGGCAGCGGCCCUGGUCGGUCAAAGUCUGCAACGACUGCUUGACGACCUGGAACCGCGACGUCUCCGCCGCCAACGUGAUCCGUGUGCUCCUCCUGCUGAAGCUGAUGGGCUUCGAGCGGCCGACCAAGCUGCAGCGGCCGCCAUGGCCGCCGGCGGCGGCGGGGCCGGGCUGAGAGCCUGAACGGCGCUAGCAGGGCGUGGGGCUGAGGGUGCACGUGUCGAUUGGCGGCGAGUGACGUGACUAGUUUGUUAGCUGCGGGUUAGCACGGACUGUGCACCCCACCCAACCGGCCACGUCCGGAUUUGCGGGGAUGCCAAAGGCCCCCAACAUAGAGGCGUGUGCUUAGUAGGCGCCCGCGUCAAGGUGGCUGGGUUGAUAACGACCCGGGAGGGGAGGGCUCAGCCCUUUUCCUGCCUCCCUA